UGUACUUCCGAUUAGCUUUAGCUUGUUAGCGGCUGCUGCACGAACGCAAAUAUAACGGCGGCAAAGGGUGACACCCCAGCUGGCUGCUGAAACCCUCCCCGGGACAUCAUCACAUGUGGCCCCUCUGGUAUCCAGGUUUCAUCUGAUGUGAGGCCCUUCUGGCCUUUGGCACCGAAACCAUGUCCAACCAGGCAGGAGUGAAACAUUCUCUCCGCUUUGGCCAGGUGGUUAUCGGACCCCCAGGCUCGGGGAAAACCACCUACUGCCAAGGAAUGCAAGAGUUCCUGACUCGCCUGGGACGCAAGGUGGUUGUGGUGAAUAUGGACCCUGCCAAUGAGGGAAUCCCGUAUUCCUGUGCGGUGGAUAUCUCAGAGCUGGUCACUCUGGACGAUGUCAUGGACGGCUUGAAGCUCGGGCCCAAUGGUGGGCUUCUCUAUUGCAUGGAGUACGUGGAGGCAAAUCUGGACUGGUUGGAGAACAAACUGAAACAGUACAGUGACUAUUACUUCCUGUUUGACUGUCCUGGACAGGUGGAGCUCUACACACACCAGAGCUCAGUGAAGAAUAUAUUCUCACAGCUGGCAAAGUGGAAUUUUAGGCUGACAGCAGUGCACCUUGUGGACUCUCAUUACUGCGCUGAUCCAGCCAAGUUCAUCUCUGUGUUGUGCACCUCUCUGUCCACCAUGCUGCAUGUGGAGCUUCCCCACGUCAACGUCCUCUCCAAGAUGGACUUGAUUGAGCAGUACGGCAAACUGGCCUUCAACCUCGACUUCUACACAGAGGUCAUGGACCUGACCUAUCUCCUUGAUCACCUGGCUGCCGACCCCUUCUUCAAAAAAUUCCGCCAUCUAAAUGAAAAGCUGGCUGAAGUCAUACAAGAUUACAGCCUGGUUACCUUUGUGCCUCUCAAUGUCCAGGACAAAGAGAGCAUGAUUCGGGUCUUACAAGCAGUGGACAAGGCCAAUGGCUACUGCUUUGGAGACCUGGAGGAAAGGAAUCUGCAGGCCAUGAUGUCAGCUGCUGUGGGGGCAGACUUCCAGUUCAACUCUACUCUUAAGGUGCAAGAGAGGUACGUUGAAGCCAGUGGAAAGACAGUGGAGGACGAAAUGAUGGAGCUGUAGAUUGAAAAGCCAAAAUAAAAGGGCUGAAGUGGUCGCUUCUUAAGCGCCGGUGUACCAGGGGAGUCUUGGCAACAUCCAUCUUACUUGGCCUGAUUUCUCAGUCUCUCUACAAAAGCAGCGGAAAGACAGGAACUAAAUGUGGGAGACGCUUUUAGGUUGCGCCACACCUCCAAAAAAUCACAGAGGAAGACUGAACGGAGCGAAUGCAGAACUUUUCUUCAGUUAUCAAUGAUGUGUCGUCUUAAUGAUAUUUUUUGAUGUUUCUUAAUAGAUGUCAACAAAGAAAAUUCCCAAUAAAUUUUCUUAAAUGUAUGAAAAGCAAA
Stegastes partitus (bicolor damselfish) is the source of this 1444-nucleotide messenger RNA. RefSeq names its product GPN-loop GTPase 2 (gene gpn2). Gene Ontology annotation, cellular component: cytoplasm. Lineage: Eukaryota; Metazoa; Chordata; Actinopteri; Pomacentridae. Bases 180 to 1121 code for a protein of 313 amino acids. Gene Ontology annotation, molecular function: GTPase activity. The record is from RefSeq and is a predicted model, not a curated record. The transcript has 6 exons.